This is a messenger RNA of Lachancea sp. 'fantastica', 1176 nucleotides long. NCBI's taxonomy places the organism in Eukaryota, Fungi, Ascomycota, Saccharomycetes, Saccharomycetales, Saccharomycetaceae. The record is from the annotation of a GenBank genome assembly.
AUGGCAACGAAACGAGCAAGGGACAAUAGUGGCAAGGAAUCCGUGGGCUCCAAGAAAAAGCCCCAAAUUGGAAAGCCCGCGAACUCGACAACGAAAGCGCAGAAGACAAAGAGCAGUAACGAUGGAAAGCCAAGUAAACGUCCAAAGAAGAGUCUCAAGAUUAUGUCGAAAAACGUCAACUAUUCGUUGUGCAUUCCCGUGAGUAUCAUAGACAAUUGUAAAAAUUUGGAGCAGAUUACGCAUGUAAUUUACCAGGUUGCCAAAAGUGCCGUACUGUUCAAUGCUGGUGAAAUUGUGAUUUUAGACCUGGGUCGCGAAAAAAAACAAAAUUCCAAUCAGAGCGGGUCGUGUCACUUGUCUCCAACUCUGUUAAUAGCCUCGCUUUUGCAAUUCUUCGUCACUCCUCCGUAUUUGGUGAAAACGGUUUUCAAGAAAGAUUACCAACAGAGUUUGCAGGUUGCAUCAAAACUGCCGCGAAUUUCGGCCUUGCCAUUUAUGCGGUACGCAAAAGACGACGAAGGACGCUAUCGUGAAGGUCUAGCGGUCACAAUGGAUAAACCAGGACUUCGUAGCUCCAAGACGGGCAACAAGAAAAAGGCGUACGACCAAACCAAAUAUAUUAAUGUGGGUAAAAGCGAAAUGGUCGAGCUUCGAGGCCAGCUCGUUCCCGCCAAUGUCAGGGUUACUGUGGACAUCGCAGAACGCAAAGUGGUAUCGCCAACAGAGGCCUACGGUGAUUUCGUAGGCGCACAGGCCUCUUAUGGCUACCAUGUUCGUGUUGCUCACAAUUUUGGUGACAUUUUCACGAAAAGUGCAUUUCCAGAGGGCUACACACAGACCGUCUGGGUAAACAGUGGGGAUUACUAUUUCGAUCCCGAAACCUCCAAAAAUAUCAAGCUGGAAGCCAAAAUACCACGCAUUGGAAAAAUUCUCAAACCUUCUGCCGAAGACAUUGCCAGCGGAGAAGCUGACAAGCCGGCCAACUUGAUGGUUGUAUUUGGUAAAUGGGACCAUCUGUCUAAAAGCUUCAAGCAGUGCAGUGACAUGUUCGAUCAAUGUGAGGGUGCUCACCAAUUUUUUGAUGGCCAGUUGGAACUUCCUGGAGCGGUUCCCGAGGCCAACAUACCCAUUCACGACAGUUGUAUGAUUUCCUUGACACUUCUUUCGAAUCUGUGA